Anopheles maculipalpis is the source of this 1413-nucleotide messenger RNA. It is a transcript of the gene Syx5, whose product is annotated as syntaxin-5. The coding region runs from base 60 to 1388 and encodes 442 amino acids. Gene Ontology annotation, biological process: vesicle fusion; intracellular protein transport; endoplasmic reticulum to Golgi vesicle-mediated transport. Gene Ontology annotation, molecular function: SNARE binding; SNAP receptor activity. The record is from RefSeq and is a predicted model, not a curated record. The transcript is spliced from 3 exons. Gene Ontology annotation, cellular component: endomembrane system; Golgi membrane; SNARE complex. NCBI's taxonomy places the organism in Eukaryota, Metazoa, Arthropoda, Insecta, Diptera, Culicidae.
CCGAAGGGAAAACUGAAUGGAUGUUUUGAUUGGUGCUGUCGCAGUAGGGCUAUUAUGCGAUGCAAUCAAGGGCAAGACGUCGAUACGGUGCUGACGAUACGGGUGACUCAUUCGCUGUAGUAACAAUCGGUUCCGACGGACCCAGCAACAACCACCAGCGGGUAGAAGACAUCCCUGAAAAACCUAAAUAUCCACAGCCGAGCUCAGCCACCAGCUGGUUACCAUCGAUAUCGCAGCGAAUCUUUGCUUCCGUUGCACCUGGCCCAACGAACCCGGAACCACGUAACGCUUGGCACGAGAGGGUGCCACCACCACCCAAGCAGGGUACAGGAGGAUAUUGGACGGGUGACGGAAUCAGUCAAACAGUGAUCGACGACGAGGACGAGGACGCAUCGCUCGUAAAGGAUAGUUUAAUACCGGAGUUCACGAUGACGGCACGGGAUCGGUCCGGGGAGUUUGCAAGCGCGAUCCGCUCGUUGCAGGGUCGCAACAUCCAGCGCGCCGUAAAUCUAAAGGAUCCGCGGAAGGCAAAACAUAUGCAAAGUUAUUCCGAAUUUAUGAUGAUUGCCAAACACAUAGGCAAAAACAUUGCCAGCACGUAUACGAAGCUUGAAAAGUUAACAUUGUUGGCAAAGAAAAAAACGCUAUUCGACGAUCGACCCGCCGAGAUUCAGGAACUGACGUACAUUAUCAAGGGUGAUCUAAAUUCGCUCAAUCAGCAAAUUGCCCGGCUGCAGGAAGUCUCGAAAUCGCAACGAAGGUCCACGAACGGCAAACAUUUGCUCUCACAUUCCUCCAAUAUGGUUGUCGCGUUGCAGGCGAAGCUCGCGAACAUGAGUUCCGAUUUCAAGCAGGUGCUUGAAGUACGGACGGAAAACUUGAAGCAGCAGAAAACUCGACGUGAUCAGUUCAGUCAAGGUCCAAUGGCGGGCGGAUUACCUCCAUCGACGAUGCGAGGCUCUACGCAGGGCAGCUUGCUGCUGCAGGAACAGCAAGAUCAGGUUUGCAUCGAUAUGGGCGGAUCGUCGUCGGCAACCGGUGGUCCGAGUUCCGAACGGGCUCCAUUGCUACAGCAACAGCAGCAGCUCGUACUGUACGACGAAUCAGACAGCUACGUGCAGGAGCGGGCCGAAACGAUGCAAAACAUCGAAAGCACGAUCGUGGAGCUGGGUGGCAUCUUUCAGCAGCUCGCACAUAUGGUUAAGGAGCAGGAGGAAAUGGUGGAACGGAUCGAUAGCAAUCUGCAGGACGUCGAGCUGAACGUGGAGGCGGCGCAUGGGGAAAUUCUCAAGUACUUCCAAUCCGUGACCAAGAACCGCUGGCUAAUGAUUAAGAUCUUUGGCGUGUUGAUAAUGUUUUUCAUCUUCUUUGUUAUCUUCCUGGCGUAGGGAUUGCAAAAGUUUCGCUCUUACU